UCAGCCUAGCAGACAGCUCUGUCCUCCUCUCUCCAGCCACUGAGGCACAAUGAUACCAUUAAGGAUUUUAAUUUUCACAUAUGUAAUGCUCCCAUGGAUAGUGUCUUCUGCAGCAAAGGGUGAAUACAUGGAAGCAAGAACACCUGCAAAAGCUACGGUACGUGCGUCGGACUAUGGCGUCCUGCAAGACACAGAUACUGAUGGUGGAGUACUUCCAAAAGCAGAAGUUUUGCCAACAUGUCUACUGUGCGUUUGUCUGAGUGGAUCAGUUUACUGCGAGGACGUGUCCCCUGACAUGUCAGCCGUGCCAACCCUGCCAAAAGAAACGGCGUAUCUCUAUGCUCGCUUCAACAAAAUCACAAAAAUACACAGGGAAGACUUUGCAGACACAGCUACUUUAAGAAGAAUUGACUUGUCUGGGAAUCUCAUCUCUGAGAUAGAAGACGGAUCUUUCUCAAAACUUCCCAAUCUUGAGGAGCUCAAACUCGCAGAAAACAGACUGACCAAACUUCCCAUGCUGCCAUCCAAGCUAGUAACUUUUAAUGCCAAUUUCAACAGGCUUAAAAACCAGGGUGUAAAGGCAAAUGCUUUUAAAAAACUCACGAGACUGGCAUACCUUUAUCUCGGAGACAAUGAACUGACAGCCGUCCCCCAUCUUCCAGAGUCUCUUUACGUUGUUCAUCUGCAUAACAACAACAUCUCAACAAUAACAGAUGAGACAUUCUGCAAAGGAAACACAAGCCACUACAUUCGGACCAACAUGUACGAGGUGAGACUGGAUGGGAACCCCCUGAAGCUGUCGGAGCACCCUAACAGCUUCAUCUGUCUGCAGUCUCUCCCUAUUGGCUGGUACAAGUGAAACACAAAAGAAACUGAGGCAGACUUUGUGAGUCAGUUCUAGAGCCCGACCAAUAUAGGAUUUUUAAAACUGAUACCAAUAAUUGGAUAUUUAAAAAUCUGAUAUAUCUGCCGAUAUUUUUUUUCCUUUUGGGCAGACAAAACAAAGAUUUCCCUGGCAUUUCUUAUUUCUAGUUAUUUAUGAGUCCUUACUAAGGUAAUGUGACAAAGUUGUGGAUUUACAUUCUGUCCGACUCUGCUCAAAUCAGCUGGCUGUUGUGUUCAUCACAUUUCGAACAUAUGCUGCCAACAGGAAAGUUGGGGUGUGUCCUCUGAUGGCCAAGCUAUGCAACAUCAUAAUGCCUCUUCUUUACUUGUUAAUGAAAUGUGUCGCUAUGCACGUAUCGGCAGAUAGCCAAUAUCGGCUGAUAAUAUCAGCUGGCCGAUAUAUCGGUCGGGCUCUAGUGAGUUCUUGGUAAAGUGAAGGAGAGUGGGAUUAAGAUGCACAGUUAGUGCACAGAAAAAAAUAUAAAUAAUGAAAAAUAAAGUUCUUAAGCGACAUUUUUAUAGUGAUACAUAUAUCGCACAGUUGAAAACUUACACAAUUAGAAAGCUUUUAUAACAAAAAGAUUUGAUCAACAAAUGAAACAGUGUGUUUUUUGUUUAACCUGUUAGCAGUCGGA
Messenger RNA from Pundamilia nyererei, 1520 nucleotides. It is a transcript of the gene ognb, whose product is annotated as osteoglycin, paralog b. The record is from RefSeq and is a predicted model, not a curated record. The transcript has 6 exons. Gene Ontology annotation, cellular component: extracellular matrix. Lineage: Eukaryota; Metazoa; Chordata; Actinopteri; Cichliformes; Cichlidae. Bases 50 to 859 code for a protein of 269 amino acids. Gene Ontology annotation, molecular function: protein binding. Gene Ontology annotation, biological process: bone development; articular cartilage development.